Cladocopium goreaui is the source of this 2052-nucleotide messenger RNA. The record is from the annotation of a GenBank genome assembly. NCBI's taxonomy places the organism in Eukaryota, Dinophyceae, Suessiales, Symbiodiniaceae.
AUGGGAAUGAAGCUAGACAAGAACUCCUCUCCCCUGUUUGUCGUCACCGCGUCGAUCUUCUUUGACCGUGAGGAAGCAUCGCGAUGUUAUUCCGCCAUUGAAUCACUGCGGGAAGAGCUAGGGAUCAAGACGGAAUUUCACUUCACGAGUUGCCAAGAUAGCCACCGCCAUCGGUUCCUCGAUACGAUCAACUCGUUUUCAUUUCAAUACUUAUCGGUCGUGUUCGACAAACGGAAACUUCAAGCACAAGGUGGAAAACUGAACAAACCUCUUUUGCAGUACCCGGUCUAUUCUUUGUUCUCAUUAGUGGCCGAUCGGCUCGAGAACGCCACCGUUGUCAUCGACAAGACCGGUAGCAGUGCCUUCCGCAAGCUAUUGAGCAAGGAUCUUCGGCGCGACAUCAAUUCAAAGAACGACCACACCGUCAUCCAGAAAGUGAAGUCGAUGACUUCCCACUCGCACAACUUGUUGCAACUGGCCGAUAUGGUCUGCGGUUCAGUAGCAAGAAGCUAUCGAGAUGACCGCCCAAAUCCUCAGAGCUAUCGAGAUAAGAUCCGAAGCCACGAGAUUAGCGUUACCAGCCCUGCGCGAAGCGUACGCAUGGCGAUUGACGGCCCGCUGGUUCUCCUCGAAGCCGCACAAUCGCGCUUUGCAUUGCCGCACCCUCUUUGGGGACUCAAACCCUGGGGCGGUGUCUUUCACGAAGCCACCGAUCGCCGAGUUGAACGCUUCACCGAAAGCGUAAGUUUUGAUCGUCGCUUGUAUAAGCACGACAUCGAGGGCUCGCUUGCGCACGCCAAGAUGCUGGUGAAGGCCGGCUUGCUCAGCACCGCAGAGUGCCAACAGAUUGAGCAAACCCUGAAUUCCAUUCGCCAGGAAAUUGAGCAGGACCAGUUCGAGUACUCCCACGCACUCGAAGACAUCCACAUGCACAUCGAGCAUGCCCUGGUCGAGCGAUUGGGCGACGUGGGACGCAAGCUCCACACGGCCCGAAGCCGCAACGAUCAGGUUUCGACCGAUCUCCGGCUGUGGGUCCGCGACUCGAUCGAUCAGCUCGAUGCAGCACUGGAAAUCCUGCAAAAAGCCUUCGUCUCGCGCGCGGAAGCCGAUGCCGACGUCAUUCUGCCCGGGUACACCCACCUCCGUCGGGCCCAACCGGUGCUGGCCGCACACUACUGGCUCGCCUAUUGCGAAAAGCUCGAUCGCGACCGUGGCCGGCUGGCCGAUUGCCGACGUCGGGCGAAUGUCUCACCCCUGGGGGCGGCCGCAUGUGCGGGUACGUCACUCCCCAUCGACCGCGAUGAAACGGCCCGCCUGCUCGGUUUCGAGGGCGUGGCGGCCAACAGUCUCGACGUUUCCAGCGAUCGCGACUUUGCCGUCGAGUUCGUCUUCGACCUGGUGAUGAUCGCCGAACACCUCAGCGGUUGGGCCGAAGACUGGAUCAUCUGGUCCACCGUCGAGUUCGACUUCAUCAAACUGCCCGAGGCCUUCUGCACCGGCUCGUCGAUCAUGCCGCAGAAGAUCAACCCCGACGUGUUGGAACUCAUCCGCGGCAAAACGGCCCGCGUGGUCGGCGACUUGCAAGCUUUGCUCGUGCUCGUGAAGGGCCUCCCGCUGGCUUACAACCGCGACCUGCAAGAAGACAAACCCCGGGUGUUCGACGCUUUCGACACGGUGUUGUCCUGCGUCGAACUGGCGGCCCCCAUCGUGGCCGACACGAAACUCAAGCGGGAGUCGAUCGAAGCUCGCCUCGAACAAGGCUUCCUCGACGCCACGACGAUGAUGGAACACAUGAUCUCGCAGGGUGUGCCUCAACGCUCGGCACACGGCCUGGUCGGUCAACUCGUACGCUUGGCUCUCGAUCGUGGAGUCACCCUGGCCGAUCUGUCGGUCGAAGACUUUCAGUCCGUCGACCAGCGGUUGGACAAAAGUGUGUACGAAGUUCUUGGUGCGAAACAGGCGGUUUCGGCGUUCGUUAGCUAUGGAUCCACGUCGCCCAAACAGGUGGCCACGCAGCUCGCGGCAUGGAAGACGCGGUUGGAAAUAUCGUAA